This is a messenger RNA of Alosa sapidissima (American shad), 1165 nucleotides long. RefSeq names its product solute carrier family 2, facilitated glucose transporter member 5-like. Gene Ontology annotation, cellular component: membrane. The coding region runs from base 1 to 951 and encodes 316 amino acids. The transcript is spliced from 8 exons. Gene Ontology annotation, molecular function: hexose transmembrane transporter activity. The record is from RefSeq and is a predicted model, not a curated record. Gene Ontology annotation, biological process: monosaccharide transmembrane transport. Lineage: Eukaryota; Metazoa; Chordata; Actinopteri; Clupeiformes; Clupeidae.
AUGCGUGGCAUUCUCACCUUGACAUGUGCUGUCUAUCUCAGCAUUGGAAAGCUAUUGGGUCAGGUGAUCGGCCUCAAAGAGCUGAUGGGCACAGGGGACAUGUGGCCGUAUCUGCUGGCUGUGAGCGGCCUUCCUGCCAUCCUGCAGUUUGUGUCCAUGCUGUUUUUCCCAGAGGCUCCGCGCUACCUCUACAUCGACAAGGGAGAUGAGGAUGGCUGCAAGAAAGCGCUUCAGUGGCUGUGUCGGGAAGACGAUGUGAAUCUAAAGAUUGAGCUGGAGGACAUGAGGAAGGAGAGGGAGAGUGCCCAGGUGACACAGACCAAGACGAUGCUGGAUGGCCUGCGUGAUCGCAGUGUCCGCUGGCAGCUGAUGGCAAUGCUGAUUCCCAGUUCUGGUCCUAAUUUCUGCGGCAUCAACGCAAUUUAUUUUUACGCGUUCGACAUUUUCCGUGAAUCUGGUGUCCCUGAAGAAAAGAUGCAUUAUCUCGCUCUUGGCAUUGGAGCCGGUGAAGUGAUCACUGUAUCAGCAUGUUUGUUUAUGAUUGAGCGUGCUGGCAGGAAAAAGCUGUUGGGCUACGGUUACCUCCUGAUGGGAGUGAUGAUGUCUGUGCUGACUGUCCUGCUGACCAUCAAGGAUUGGUACCCCUGGUUGCCUUAUUUCAACAUUGCCCUACUGUUCUUUGUCAUCUGUAUUUAUGGAUUAGGACCAAAUGGAGCAUCCAUGUGCCUUCCAGCUGACCUCUUCCUGCAAAUGUGGCGUCCCUCUGCAUUUGCAGUUGGAGGCAUUGUCAACUGGGGUGGCCUCUUCCUCAUUGGGAUGCUUUUCCCCUAUGUUGUGUGGAAUGGGACCAUUCUGUUUCCUGGUAUUUGUUGCCUACUGUAUCUUCACUGCAGCAUUUAUGCUGUAUUUCAUCCCAGAAACGAAAGGGAAAUCCUCAAUGGACAUCACUGAGGAAUUUAAUAAACUGAACUUUAAGAAACUGGAAAAGGGAACUGAUCUGUUUGCAACUAAGUUCUAACGAUUUACAUGACAACACUUGCAGAGGUUUAUGUAUCUAUUCUGCACAUAUAUUUGAAAUGUUUGUAAGAUUAGUAAACAUAAUCUGCCUUUGGAACAUUGGAUGAAUGGUUGCUGAUAAUGGGCAAUGUAGAUAUUGCAUUAAAGA